UGCCUCGCUCGCGUCGACGUCAACCCGGAAGUUGUCGCCGGCGGGCGGCCGGCCGGCAGCCCUGAUAGAUCCGGAGCUGCAGAGCGCAGUCGCCGGGGCAGCCUGGUCCAGCGGUGGCUGCGGACCGAGGCCUGCGUGGGGGAUCCCAGUGAGUCCGCCCCAGGUCGGGGCUCAGUCAGGGCGCGCGGCUCCCGGCGGCGUGUAACCCAGUCCUGGCCGGCCGCUGCCCUCGGCGUCUGUAAGUGUUUGGGGGACCGAGGGCCCUGCAUCGCCUUCCCUGAGGCUGCGAAGAGGCUUUCCGCCCUUGGCGUUAUGAAGGCCGCAGAGUUUUCCUCGAAAGCAGCGUCUCUGCUGAAAGGGACUAGUUCGAGGUCUCUGUUGGUGAUAGCCAGCGGGAGAGGCAGAGCUGCCGCUGUCUCUUUGCAGUGCCUAUAGGACUUCGAGGGCCCAGAGCCCUGGAUCCCUGAGUAGCAUCCCUAUUUCCUCUUGUCUGGGACACAGUCCAUGUCCCUCUCCCUAACGCAGAAAUAAAAUAGAAAGAAGACUGUCAUCUGAGGAAGUCACCUUGCCCGUUCAGCCAUGAAGGCAGAGACAGUGCCCCCGUUUCAGGACACCCCAGCUGAGUCCAGCUCUAAUCUCAGUAAUCUGUUGAAUAGUCGGAAGCUGAUGGCUGUGGGAGUCUUGCUCGGCUGGCUCCUGGUUAUCCACCUUCUGGUCAAUGUGUGGCUUCUGUGCCUUCUAUCUGCAUUGCUAGUGGUUCUGGGAGGAUGGCUGGGCUCCAGCGCCAUUGCAGGGGCUUCAGGUCGACUGCACUUAGAACGCUUCAUCCCAGUGGCCACCUGCCCUCCGUGUCCUGAGGCAGAAAGGCAGCUAGAACAGGAGAUCAACUGCACCAUCCAGAUGAUUAUUCGGGAUUUUGUGUUAUCUUGGUACCAUUCAGUGAGCCAGGAGCCAGCCUUCGAGAAAGAGAUGGAGGCAGCCAUGAAAGGGUUGGUCCAGGAGCUUCGGAGGAGGAUGAGCAUGGUAGACAGUCAUGCUGUUGCCCAGAGUGUUCUGACUCUGUGUGGUUGUCACCUGCAGAGCUACAUUCAGGCAAAGGAGGCCACUGCAGGAAAGCAGAGUGGUCCAGUCGAGCCAUCCCAGCUCUGGGAAGCCUACUGCCAGGCCACUGCCCCACAUCCUGCUGUGCACAGCCCCAGUGCUGAGGUCACCUACACACGUGGCAUUGUGAAUUUGUUACUGCAAGGGCUAGUGCCCAAGCCCCACUUGGAGACUCGGACUGGACGCCACGUAGUGGUGGAGCUCAUUACUUGCAAUGUAAUCUUACCACUGAUCAACAGACUGUCAGAUCCUGACUGGAUCCACCUCAUAGUCGUAGGUAUCUUUUCCAAGGCCAGAAAUCCAGCACAAGUGGCUAAACCACUCUGCACAUCCAGGGCCCUGGAACAGCCCUCAGUGCCCACAUCUCUGCCACUGAUUGCUGAGGCAGAACAUCUGCCAGGAGGGAGAGCCCCUUCUCCAGUAGCAGCCCCAGUGUUCCUAAACUGCAGUGAGACAGAGGGGCCUUCAGGCCGCUCCCCAGAGAUUGAAGAAGGCCAUGAAGCUGUAGAGGGAGAUUUGGGUGGGAUGUCUGAAGAAAGAAAAAUGGGAAACAACCUAUCUCAUUUCCUACAACCAGAUAUUCGAGGCCCCUUGUUCUUAUGCGAAGACUCAGAGCUGGAUUCUCCAUUGUCUGAACUGGGCAAAGAAACCAUCAUGCUCAUGACUCCAGGCAACUUCCUCUCUGACAGGAUUCAGGAUGCCCUGUGUGCCCUAGAGGGUUCCCAGGCUCUAGAGCCUAAGGAUGGUGAGGGAUCUGAAAGCAUCGAAGGAGCAGAAGCUGAGGAGGGGCCAAGGACAGAGACAGAGACAGGCCUGCUGGUCUCCAUGCUGAACUCCUGCCCUGAGAUCCAGAUUGACACAGCAGACAAGGAGGUAGAGCAAGGAGAUGUCACCUCUCUUACAGCUUUGCUGGAGGGGCCAGAAAAGACCUGCCCUCCACGACCCUUAUGCUUAGAGAAGGAUCUCACCAAUGAUGUGAGCUCCCUCGAUCCUAGUCUGCCACCGGUUUUGCUUUCCUCCUCUCCACCUGGCCCUCUUAAUUCAGCUUUCAGCUUUGAGCCCCUGAGCAGUCCCGAUGGCCCAGUUGUCAUCCAGAACCUUCGUAUCACUGGCACCAUUACUGCCCGAGAGCACAGUGGCACUGGAUUCCACCCAUACACGCUCUACACUGUGAAGUACGAGACAGCCCUGGACGGUGAGAACAGCAGCGGCCUGCAGCAGCUGGCCUACCACACUGUGAAUCGCCGCUACCGGGAGUUCUUGAAUCUGCAGACGCGUCUAGAGGAGAAACCGGAUCUACGAAAGUUCAUCAAAAAUGUGAAGGGUCCUAAAAAGCUCUUUCCAGAUCUUCCAUUUGGAAACAUGGAUAGUGACAGAGUGGAAGCCCGUAAGAGCCUUCUGGAAUCAUUCUUAAAGCAACUCUGUGCCAUUCCUGAGAUCGCUAACAGUGAGGAGGUGCAGGAGUUCCUCGCUCUGAACACAGACGCUCGUAUUGCCUUCGUCAAGAAACCGUUCAUGGUCUCCAGAAUAGACAAGAUAGUGGUGAGCGCUAUCGUGGAUACCUUGAAGACAGCAUUUCCUCGCUCUGAACCCCAGAGCCCUACAGAGGAGCUGAGUGAGGCUGAGACUGAAAGCAAGCCUCAGACAGAAGGCAAGAAGGCUAGCAAGUCCAGACUGAGGUUCUCAUCCAGUAAAAUUGCUCCAGCAGUAAGUGUGACUGAAGCACAUGACAAGAUUCUCUAUUGUCUCCAGGAAGCCAAUGUGGAGUCAGAGAUCCUAUCCACGUCUGGGAUGUUAUCCUUUAUUGAAAAACAGACAAAGUUACUGGAAAUGCAGCCGGCAGAAGUCCCAGAAAAAGAUGCUGAACAAAUCCCCAAAGGAUAUGUGGACAGUUACUUGUCACAUGCAGCCAUGCCGGCCCAAGAUCUCAGAAACAGUGAUCUAGGAACAGAGACAGAGUUAGCCGACACAGCCCUGGAUCUGCUCCUCUUGCUGCUAAUGGAACAGUGGAAAUGGCUAUGUACUGAAAACAUGCAGAAAUUUCUUCGUCUUAUCUUUGGGACCCUAGUUCAGAGGUGGCUAGAGGUGCAGGUGGCUAAUCUAACAAGUCCACAGCGUUGGGUGCAGUACCUCCGGCUUCUUCGGGAGUCCAUCUGGCCUGGUGGAGUUUUGCCCAAGUUUCCUCGGCCUGCAAGGACUCGGGAGCAGAAAGUGGCUACUGAGAAACAGGCUUUGCAGAGCCUGGUGGGAGUCCUGCCAGACUUUGUAGUAGAAAUCCUUGGGGUGAACAGAUGUCAGCUGAGCUGGGGUCUAGUCCUGGAGUCACUACAACAACCCCUCAUCAACAGGCAUUUAAUUUUCUGCCUUGGGGACAUCAUCCUGGAAUUCUUGGAUCUCAGUGCCUCUGCUGAGGAGUCUGCUACAACCACCUCUGCCUCAGAUACCCCAGGCAACCCUAAGAGGAUGGGUGUCUCCCCUUAGCCGUAGGUUAUUCACACAUUCUUCCAAGUUCAGGAAAGGGGAGUUAUUCAGCCACCCAGAGAGCAGUCAGGAAGCCUGUGCCUUCUGGAACUAGGAUGUAGCUCAGAAGGCACGGGUCAGUGGCUCAAUUCUCCCCUCCGGUUCUAUUCCAUUUGUAGCAGGCAAUGGGGGGAUCUUUAUCCCAAUUGCAUGCUCAUCCAGUUCCAUGUCCAUUUUGUGGUGUUUGAAUUGUUGCUGGUGAGUAGAUCCUGUUUCCUUUAGAAAAGGAAGCUGUGAGGUAGAGGAAUGAGCCCCUUUUGCUUCUCCAUUUGCCCUCCUCCCUAUCAUUGUUUGCCAAAAGCCUGGCCCUGUGCACACGUGUACUUAAUCCACUAACACACAAGCUCUGGAUAGAAUAGUAAAACUAUAGCCAGAUUUCCUUGGAGGAGAAAACAAUCUUCUGAGCUCUCUGUUCCCACCUGGAAACUGAAAAUUCAUUCAAGGCCACUGCUGAAAGCCAGACCCCUGAGUCCUCCCUAGUUUCCCAACAAUUCCAGGAGGAGAACGAAGGAAAAGAUUUCUUAAGGGACUUCUUGCUCAUCGGCUGUUUUCCAACAUAUCAGCUUAUGGAGGAUGUCAUGAAGGCUGCUUCCCUGGGUGGCUACACUUUUCCUGUCCAGAAGACUUCAAAGCAGACUGCCAAAGCUUCUGGUAAAUCCACCCCACCCUUCACACCCUUUCCUGACAGGGAGUUGCACCACAGAUUUUAUUUAUUAGCUUUCCUCUCAACCCCCUGCACAAGAGCAAUAUGAGUUUUUGAAUUAGUGACCUUCCGUCUAUCUUCAGCAAAACCACUUGGCAAGUUGCAUAUUCAGCCUGUGUUUCCAAAGAGAAGGGAAAGCACUUGCCCCAUGGCUGAGAAUGCCCAAAGAUUAGGAAGCCAGGUGAUGAAGGGGUCUCUCUGCAUAAGUUUUGGGCAGGGACCUUUUACUCUGAACAGAUAAUAUUAGCAAAUUUGCAGGGAAUAGCUUUUUAUUUCCUGUUCCUUAAGGCUCUAAUUAGUCUUUAAGAACAGCAGCAAUGAAGGUAAAGGUGCCCUGUCAGGCCGCAGCGUGUGUUAGAAAGAAGGAACACUUAAGAGGCAUUGCUAGUAGAAAAGCAGGCAGAUGGAAAGUCCCAAGGGAAGUGCUGUACGUUAAACGUAUGUGAACAGCUGGCAAAGAGGUUUCGAGGGUGUCACUUUAGCUUCACCCUUGCCUGUUAGCACCCUGUUUCCACUGAAUGUGAGACCCUCCCAGCUGGUGUGAAGAGCAAGUGUCAGGUUUCUUAGACCAUGAAGUAGGUGACAAGCGC
Molecule: messenger RNA, 4914 nt
Organism: Propithecus coquereli (Coquerel's sifaka)
Lineage: Eukaryota; Metazoa; Chordata; Mammalia; Primates; Indriidae
Product: sorting nexin-19
Exons: 11
Coding region: 580-3582 (1000 amino acids)
Cellular component (GO): intracellular membrane-bounded organelle; early endosome membrane
Molecular function (GO): phosphatidylinositol binding
Source: RefSeq, a predicted model, not a curated record